Molecule: messenger RNA, 1725 nt
Organism: Corylus avellana
Lineage: Eukaryota; Viridiplantae; Streptophyta; Magnoliopsida; Fagales; Betulaceae
Source: RefSeq, a predicted model, not a curated record
AAAGCUUGGAGGGAGGCAAAGGGAUCGAUGAUGAUGGGGUUGAGGCACCUCUUGGUUACAGUAUUUCUCUACAACUUCGCCACGUUCAUGGUGAUCCCAGCUAUCACCGAUGUUACCAUGUUGGCUCUUUGUCCCGGAAAAGACAAGUGCUCACUAGCCAUUUACCUCACCGGAUUUCAACAGGCGAUCAUAGGGCUGGGAACACUAGUGACGAUGCCUCUGGUUGGAAAUCUCUCGGACAAGUAUGGUCGGAAAGCUUUGCUGGCAGUCCCUUUGGGUCUCACCAUUAUUCCCCUGAGCAUAUUGGCGUACAGCAGGGAGAGGAAUUUCUUCUUUGUGUACUACGUCCUCAAGACCCUCACUGCAAUGGUUUGUGAAGGAAGCGUUCAGUGCCUUGCCCUUGCUUAUGUGGCAGAUAAUGUUCCGGAAGGGCAACGAGCAUCGGCGUUUGGAGUUUUAUCGGGGAUCGGAUCCUCCGCAUUCGUCUGCGGAACCCUAUCCACUCGUUUUAUCUCCACUUCCUCUACUUUCCAGGUUGCGGCGGCCGUGGCGGUCAUUGCUGCGGUGUACAUGAAGGUUUUCCUCCCUGAUUCGAUCUUAGACGACGCUCUAACAGUUCCAAUAAUCUCAGAGGAGAAACUGUAUAUCACUAAACCGGAUGGAGAACCAACUAGGAAUAGUAACGGUACGCAGAUAUUCAAAAGAAUGCCUUCUUUGGACGAUAUGGUCUGCUUGCUGAAGACUAGCUCAACAUUUUCCCAAGCUGCAAUUGUUGCGUUUUUCAGCAAUCUUGCAGAUGUUGGCCUUCAUGCUUCUAUCAUGUAUUACUUAAAGGCCAGGUUUCACUUUAACAAGAAUCAGUUUGCUGACUUAAUGGUCAUUUCUGGGAUUGCAGGGACAAUAUCACAGCUGCUUCUCAUGCCUAAAUUGGUUCCUGCUCUAGGAGAGGAGAAGUUGCUUUCAAUAGGGCUCUUUUUUGGCUGUGCACAUAUGUUUCUUUACAGCAUUGCGUGGUCCUUCUGGGUCCCCUAUGUCGCUGCUAUGUUCUCCAUAUUGUUUGUUUUCUCACAUCCAUGUAUGAGGAGCAUUGUUUCUAAACAAGUUGGGUCCUGCGAACAGGGAAUGGCUCAAGGGUGCAUUUCGGGCAUAUGUUCCUUUGCCAAUGUUGUUUCUCCCCUAGCUUUCUCUCCUCUAACAGCUUUAUUCCUCUCUGAUCGGGCACCCUUCAAUUUCCCUGGAUUCAGUAUUAUGUGCAUCGGAUUUGCCUCAAUGAUUGCCUUUGUUCAAAGCAUGAUGAUAAGGGCGGCUCCUCCCAUAUCCAGUCACAGAGGCAGCAAUGGCAACUAUGCAGAGGCCUAAUUUUCAACGAUGCCAAUGCUUCAAACUGGAAGCAUUCCCCUUGUUUUCUAAGUCCUUUCUUUUGUAUAUACACCUAUUGGGGAGAAAUGUAGAACUUUCAAGUUGCAACAAUCAUCUUGCCCUGGUAAUUAUGAGCAGCUGUAAAUUAUUCCAAGCCGUUUCGCAUUGGGAGGUGGGAAACUGCACGCCGGAGCCUCUUUUUGAAAAGCACAUCAAUGGUAAAAAGCCUUGAUUGUUGAUAUUUUUAGGACAUCAGGACAUGCAACAUGUUUUUGACACUUCCUGCGUCAAUCGAGUAAUGCAUUGGAUGGCUUACAGCUUUAUGGUACUGAAAAUUUUCUGCCCCAUCUGUUUAUUGCCAUAUCU